Messenger RNA from Eptesicus fuscus (big brown bat), 1323 nucleotides. It is a transcript of the gene COMMD9, whose product is annotated as COMM domain containing 9. The record is from RefSeq and is a predicted model, not a curated record. The transcript has 6 exons. Bases 22 to 618 code for a protein of 198 amino acids. Lineage: Eukaryota; Metazoa; Chordata; Mammalia; Chiroptera; Vespertilionidae.
CUGUCACAUGACUGGGGGGAAAUGGCUGCGUUGACUGCGGAAAACUUUGGGGCGCUCCAGAGCCUGCUAAAGGCUUCCUCAAAAGACGUUGUCAGACAGCUAUGCCAACAGAGCUUUUCCAGCUCAGCCCUCGGCUCGAAAGAACUCUUGGAUACCACGUGUUCCAGCUUGUCGGUGACCCAGGAGGAGGCAGAGCAACUGCUCCAGGCCCUGCACCGCCUCACCAGGCUGGCGGCGUUCCGGGACCUGUCCUCCGCUGAGGCCGUGCUGGCUCUCUUUCCUGCAAAUUUCCACCAGAACCUCAAAAACCUGCUGACAAAAAUCAUCCUAGAAAACAUAUCUACGUGGAGAGCGGAAGCCCAGGCUAAUCUGAUCUCUCUGCCACGCCUGGUGGACUUGGACUGGAGAGUGGACAUCAAAACCGCCUCCGACAGCAUCAGCCGCAUGGUGGUCCCCACCUGCCUGCUCCAGAUGAAGAUCAAGGAAGAUCCCAGUCUGUGCGGGGACAGCCCCUCCGUCUCCGCUGUCACCAUGGAGCUGAGCAAGGAAACGCUGGACACUAUGUUAGACGGGCUGGGCCGCAUCCGGGACCAGCUUUCUGCCGUGGCCAACAAAUGACCCCGCCAGCCGCCGGCCCCACUGCCCCGCCCCGGCUGCUGCCAGCGAUGGAGCAUCUCCCGACUCGACUGACACCAGCAACUCGACUGACACCAGUGGGCUGUCCUGGUGGCAGCAGCUGCCGCCAACAGCAGGCGGCCGGGGGACGGAGGGGCUGCCAUCGGAAGGCGCAGCUGGAUUGGAGGACGCAGCCAUGCCCCACGCUGUCCUCACUCAUCUUCCUCUUCCCAAGCUCUGGGCAGAAGCCUCCACCUUUGAAAGGCUCCUGCGAGCACCUGAGGCACAGCCGUGGCCGUGUGGGGGGCGCAUGAGCCUGUCAGCGGCCUCGUGGCCGCUUGAAAAUUCAGGCCCCAUUGGGGAGCUCUCUAGUAAGUUCCUUUCCAGCACCAGCUCUGAGGAGCGCAUUGCCAGCCCUGGGACACAGGGAGGGGACCGGGUGGCUGGUGCCAGCGGCUCCCGCUUCUCUGUCCGAGAGGCCAGGCAGACCCCACAGAGCAGGGUCACAGGCCAGAGCCUCCUUUCGGCGCUGGAGGUCUGAAAUGGGGGCCGAUUCUCUUCGUGAAGCUGGGGCCCAUCCUGGGAUCAUGCAGCCCCUCCAGGGUGGCAAAGUGGGAGUGAUAAAUAACAGUUCUGAAAACAAACUUCUGAUUCUGGUCCGCUUCUCGUAGCUUCUGUGCUGAGCCUGAGCUCAUUGCCUUGGGCGAG